AAGGUACCCAUAUUGUUUGCGGAGACUUUCCAUGGGGAAAAUGGAGGAAGCUAUCGGGUGUUUUGUAUUGGAGGACUGCUCAACAGAGACAUUGGUAUGUAAAAAAAAAAACACUAUUGGCAGGCGUUAUUAAAUUCUGUAAUUAACCUCUAGAUAUGUCCAGGACACCAAUUUAACACUUCUCACUUGGUGAGCCUUUCAGAUACAUAUUAAUUAACAAAUAACCUCUAGAUAUCUGCAGGACACCAACUUAACACCUUAGUCUGUAUUCUUGGACUUGGUGAGUCAUACAGUUACAAUUAUCUCCUGAUUCUCUCCACUAAAUAUAUACCUAAAAUAUGAAUCCGAUCUGAUGCCUGUGUCCUACUUUUAAAAAGCAACCAACUUCAUAAUCACAUGCUGUGUGUGGCAAGAGAUGCACAGUCCAGUGAACUUAAAAAAAUAUCAUCAGUGUCCCUUUAUUAUCAGGAUAGAACUGGCAGAUACAGUCCAGUGAACUUAAAAAAAUAUCAUCAGUGUCCCUUUAUUAUCAGGAUAGAACUGGCAGAUACAGUCCAGUGAACUUAAAAAAACAUCAUCAGUGUCCCUUUCAGGAUAGAACUCGCAGAUACAGUCCAGUGAACUUAAACAUAUCAUCAGUGUCCCCUUAGUAUCAGGAUAGAACUGGCAGAUACAGUCCAGUGAACUUAAACAUAUCUUCUUCUUCUAUAUCUUAAGGGCCCACGAUCAAUUUAUUGAUCAUUUUGGCUCCUAUAAUAUCAUCAGUGUCCCAUUAGUAUCAGGAUAGAACUGGCAGAUACAGUCCAGUGAACUUAAACAUAUCAUCAGUGUCCCAUUAGUAUCAGGUUAGAACUCGCAGAUACAGUCCAGUGAACUUAAACAUAUCAUCAGUGUCCCGUUAGUAUCAGGAUAGAACUGGCAGAUACAGUCCAGUGAACUUAAACAUAUCAUCAGUGUCCCUUUAGUAUCAGGAUAGAACUCGCAGAUACAGAUAAAGGUCUGAGGUCUCAGUGUAAACUUGGCCCAAGUUUAUCUCCAUCUAACUCCAAGUCCCUAAUCAAUAAAAAUAAUUUAGAGACACCUUGGCUUAGAUUUGGUAACCGGCCUCAUUCAGAGGUGGAUAUUAAAUAAUAUUUACACUUUUAGACAAAGCAACAGAGGCACCUCCAGCCAAGCAUGCAUCGCCCACAAGCUAUAACGAGGUCAUGGACAUACUUUGGUCACAUUCAGGUACACAAAACCUUUAAUAUCAAUUUUUUUUUAAAAUGAAUUAAAAUUUUUACAUAAGUUGCUUCCAGGGUCAAAUAAAAUAAUUUAGUAUGUCAAUUAUUAUAUGAAGUUGUUAUUCUCUGAUUUGCAUUAGAAUUAAUUACAAAUUAUGACAGGCUGAGAUUUAAAAAAAAAUUAAUAUAUUAGUAAUUCUCUAUUUUGUCUGAUUCUUCUACAUGCUCCUGUAAACAAAUUCAAGUUUUCCUUACAAACAUUUAAUGACACUCAUCAAAUUAUUUAUUGAGCAUGUAAAUGUAAUUAUAUUCUGCUUCCUCAUUCUUUGCAAGGUUCCCACACUCUAAUUAGAAUCUUUCCUCCAUUAAAAAAAAAUGUCAAUAUCCAGGUGGCCAAAGGAUGAGGGACUCCCUUGACAAGAUUUUAAACACAUUUGCAUCUACCUACGACAGACUUGAAGGAGAGAGUCUACGAAGCAUUAUGGUAAAUUAACGUUUAAUGCUAUUCUUAUAUAUCGAUGUAAUAUGUUUAUUUUUAUCUGUUGUUGCUUUUUGUGGUCCUUAUUUUGUAUAUUAAAAUUAUUUUUUUUGCCCUUUGCAUAUUUGAAUUUUAAAAUGACAGGAUGCUGCAAACACUCACUUCACAAAAGCAAUGCAGCUCCUGCUUAGAGACACUGUAGUGGUAAGUUAAAAUUGUUUACAAUGAGCUUAAAGCCGACAUGUUUAGAAAACAAUUUACCGUAUGUCAACUAAACAUUUGGAGAAUUUUGAAUAAUUUUUUUAUAGACGUUUUUUAAAAACGAUGAAAUAAAGGCAUCAAACCUAGAGAACUAAUACGGAUAAUUAAUUAAAUUUUAUGUAUUUUUCCUAAUCCUAUAUAAUUAUUGACUGCAGCGAUUUUUGUCUCUUUUUUUUCCCCCCGCCUGUCAGAAAAAAUCAGCUCGACACAACCACCAUUACAUGGAAAAUCUCAAAAUUGCUGUUGAGGUAUGCAGUGGAGGACAGGCUUAAUUAUUUUUAAUUAUUACAUUUUAUUAGUUAUGUGUUUUGUUUCAUGUAUCUUAUCAUGUCCAUGAGUCCUUUUUUUUAAAAAAAAUUUUGCAACUCCUCGCUUCUUUUCUUCUUGAGUUUUUCUGUUAAGGAAAAGUUUUAAUUAAUUAAUUUAAUUACUACGACUUGGAAACCAAAGAAGAAGGGCGGUCAGAUUGGUCUUCUUAACUUUGUAUAUUUUUUUUACAUGUUAAUAUGUACAAAAUGAAAAUUGGAACUAAGCUAAGAAUUUUAUUUUCAUAGUUUACCUGUAAUUUAAAACAAGAAAAGAAAUCUGGCAACUAAUCAAGAAAAUUGCGCAGAGUUUUAGAAAAUUUUGAUGCCUUUUAUAAUAAGUCAUCCAAUGUCUCAUCAAAUUUAGUGACUUUGGUUUUAAAUUGUAUUUGUGGCCACUUAUGAUUCAAUAUGUCUUAGACCUACAUGAUGAAUGCAGUACACAAGCGCCUGUUCCGCGUAAUAACUGCGACAGUGGCCGCCCAGGAUGCUGAACUCAAUAAAAUAACACGCAAUCUGAUUGACCUACAA
This is a messenger RNA of Lymnaea stagnalis (great pond snail), 2798 nucleotides long. Lineage: Eukaryota; Metazoa; Mollusca; Gastropoda; Lymnaeidae. The record is from the annotation of a GenBank genome assembly.